AUGGCCAUCGUAAAGCUACUCGUGACCAUCGCAAUAACAACCGCAAUCACAAUCGCAAUCAUCACCACCAGAACCAGCACCACCACCGUGGAGUACACGAGCUUUGGUGCACCAGCUGCGCCAACUUUAAGGCCGAGUCGUUUCUUGGCUCAGAAGGAAGUAGGCGAGCGAAACCCUAACGCGGCGGACCAUUGCCACAAGAACCCUGAGAUAUGUAGCCUAUACGGAGGCGGAGGAAGCAACUCGACAGUGACAUGCUGCAACAACAAGUGCAUAGACGUGGCCAGUGACGACAAGAACUGUGGUGCGUGUAAGAACAAAUGCAAGUUCUCACAGACGUGUUGUCGUGGCCAAUGCGUUUACUUGGCUUACGACAAACGCCAUUGUGGACAAUGUAACCAUGCGUGUGAGCUCGGCGAGUUCUGCGUCUAUGGACUCUGUAACUACGCGUGA
Messenger RNA from Eutrema salsugineum, 453 nucleotides. Its product is annotated as stigma-specific STIG1-like protein 1. The transcript has a single exon. The record is from RefSeq and is a predicted model, not a curated record. Bases 1 to 453 code for a protein of 150 amino acids. NCBI's taxonomy places the organism in Eukaryota, Viridiplantae, Streptophyta, Magnoliopsida, Brassicales, Brassicaceae.